Molecule: messenger RNA, 1197 nt
Organism: Motacilla alba alba
Lineage: Eukaryota; Metazoa; Chordata; Aves; Passeriformes; Motacillidae
Product: mas-related G-protein coupled receptor member H-like
Biological process (GO): G protein-coupled receptor signaling pathway
Cellular component (GO): membrane
Molecular function (GO): G protein-coupled receptor activity
Source: RefSeq, a predicted model, not a curated record
AUGGCACUGACCUCAGGAGCUGCUUUAGGACAUGGAUCCCAAAGGAGCAAGAGGCAGCAGGAAGCGCCGCUGAUCUGCACAGACCUUUGCCUGCUGCUGCCUCACAGGGAACAGGGAGCUGCUGAGGAGCCACAUGGUCCAUCCCUGGAUUCUCCAAGCACUGACUCCCCAUCCACUCUGACCACAUCCAGGGGCCACAUCCCACUGCCUACCCAGCGUCCAUCCGUGGAGGGGAGCACCAUGUCCCCACAUCCUGUCUCACCCACUGAAGGAGAUGAUCUGUGUGAGACAGAUGUCCCCAGCGUGGCCAUCCACAGUGUGACACUGCUCAUCUGCCUCUGUGGGCUGGCUGGGAAUGGGGCUGUCAUCGGCCUCCUCAAACUGAAAAGGAGUAAUUAUCGCAUCCUUGAUCUGGCUGUCAUUGACUUCCUCUUCCUCCUCUUUGCGGUCCCCUCCACCCUGCUCUUCCUGGUGGAGGACGUGUCCUGCUCUCCUAUUCUGCCCCUGCUGUACCUCAGUUUCAUUUUCCAGCUGUCAGUGGUCUCCUGCUACUGGGCGCUGUUGCGGCUGAUACUCAGGAGGAAUGUGCAGUAUAUGUACACGCUCUGCAAGCUCUGCUGCCACUGCAACCUUCCCAAGCGCCUGUCGUUGGUGGUGGGAACCGUCCAAUAUUGGGCCUUCUUUGCUCUCUUCACUGUCAUUCCCACAGUGACAUUCCUGUGCCCAUCACAUGAGCAGGAGCACUGCCGGGCAGUGCUCAUCUCCGUGAACACCAUCAUCAUUCUCCUUUUUGCUGCACCCAUGGUCAUUUCUCACACAAUUGAUUUCAUUAAUGCCAAGUGGGGCUCCCAGCAGCAGCAACCCAAGAGGCGCGACAUCGUUACCUUCCUCAUUGUGCUCUUCACUCUCCUCCUCAUCUUCUGCAAUUUCCUGCAGCAGCUCAGUUACCUCACUGUGCCCUCCCAGGUUGUUUUCCUGCUCAGCUGCAUCCACAGCAGCAUCAAACCCUUCAUCUACUUCUUGGCAGGGAGGUGCAGGAGGUCCUGCUCUUUGGAGUCUGUCCAGCUCUCCCUCCAGAGCGUCUUUGAUGAGCAGAAGGAAAACACAUCCUGCAGGAAUGAUCCUGCCAUGGACAGGGGGUCUGAGCCUGCUGAUCCCUGCCACUGCUCUGCUGAAGGACCCCAGGAGAGUGGCUGA